GUCAUGGGGAUCAGGCACUUCAGCCACAAUAUCCACGACCUGGUGAUCUGCAGCAAGGCCGACUAUGAGCAAGUGCCCUGCGUGGCCUGCGCCGACAUGUGCAGCGGCAUGACGUAUGCGUGCAAGCCAUGCUGCUUGUACAUCCACUACUGGUGCCUCCUCCCUCAAGAUAUCUUCCACCCUGCCCACCCUCCCCACCGUCUCUACCUUGACCUCCGCCCCGUCCCUGCCGACUUCACCUGCUCUGCCUGCCGCAGGGCCCUAUGCAAUGGCUUCCACUUCCUUUGUCGGGAGCCCUGCUGCAGGUUCGCCAUCCAUGUCAAGUGCGCCUACCCUCCCCCUGCCAUCAUCCACCCUAAUCACCGCCAUUGCCUCAACUUCUUCGAUGAGUUGCCGGAAGAUGUCAACUUUCCUUUGUGCGAUACUUGUCACAAACCUUGCAAAUCGUCGGUCCUGUACUGUUUGGAAUGCAAAUUCACAGUGCAUUUGCUGUGCGAACACCCCUCGUGCUUGUUUGAGCACGAGCACGGGAGCUUGCGGCUACCACGGUCCCGCUGCCCCAGCAAAACUUGCCUCGAGCUCAAGGCUUCCAUCAAUGAGGAGGACGUCCCCCGCGAUCUCCUUCUUCUCUGCCUUUACUGUCGGAAGGAGAUAGGCCCCCACACUCCGCUUUACUACUGUAAAGAUUGCAAUAUGAUUGCUCAUGUUAAGUGUAUAUUCUCAAAGGCAAAGGAUCGAGGUGAGGAUUUGGAGAUGAUUCGUUCAGAAGCGAAGCAAGAUGGCGGAAAACAAGGAAAUUUAGAAGCCAAAGAGGCAGCGACGCAGCAUGUUGAGACCUUCGGAGGUAUGGUCGAUUCUCUGAAUGACAGAGAGAAGGCGGAGCUGGAGGACGUGCACAAGAGGCGGGUGGUGGAAAUCAUAAAGGUGCUGGCCUGGCAAAACAGCGCUGCUGGCAGCUCUAACAGCGUCCCGAAUUCGCCCUUCCUGGACGAGGCAUUCUCGGAGUUCAGGAAUAAGCUUCCCCACAACAUCCCGCGCACUAAUUCUCUAGCGGUGGCAUCUGAGGAUGAAAGGCUCUUCAACGUGGCGGAGUACAAGAUGACCCAGAAAUUGGUGCCUGUCCUAAGAGAAUUGUUUGUAAUUCACGGAGACGUGAGCGAGGAAUCCAGACUAACCCAGAAUCCCAAGAUUAUGGUCUUCAUAAUGCUGUGCGGUACUAUCUAUAGCAUGACUAACAUGAGAGUCGCCGAAGUCACCGAAGAGUUGUUGUACAACUGGUGGAAGUACCUGAUGUUCAUACACCUCUCGGGGUUCAAAAUCCAGUUUGCGAUUGACCGACUGAAAGUCGUCAUGCGUGCUCGCUACACCAAUCUCAAUGACAAUUCCGUUUUGAGAAUGGAUAAAGAGAUCAGAGAGCUCUCCGAAGAGACCGAGGAAUACAAGAGUAAAUUACGUAGAUUGAAGGACGAACGCAAAUUGAUGUCAGGCGUGACGGAUGAAAACUUAGUAGAAGCAUGCUCGAAGAACGCAGCUUGGAAGUACUGAAACGUAGAGCCAUCGCUGACUGGACGAGAGGAGUUAAUGUUCCCGCGUCCUGGAGUUCAAUUGGUACGUCCAGGAAAUGCCGGUGUCUGCCAAUACACCGGAAACAAUGUUAGCCUAAAUAACUGCUAGACAAUGUGCAAGAUUGAGGAGUGUUGGGAGCACGGAAUGCAUUGCGGUAGCAAAAAUCAACAAAAAGUUGUAAUUUUUAAUGAAUGUUAAAUUAUAUUUCGAGUUUGAACC
Syzygium oleosum is the source of this 1785-nucleotide messenger RNA. RefSeq lists its product as uncharacterized. The record is from RefSeq and is a predicted model, not a curated record. NCBI's taxonomy places the organism in Eukaryota, Viridiplantae, Streptophyta, Magnoliopsida, Myrtales, Myrtaceae. The transcript has 3 exons. Bases 4 to 1545 code for a protein of 513 amino acids.